Kockovaella imperatae is the source of this 2296-nucleotide messenger RNA. RefSeq names its product Sodium/calcium exchanger protein-domain-containing protein. Gene Ontology annotation, molecular function: calcium:proton antiporter activity. The record is from RefSeq and is a predicted model, not a curated record. Lineage: Eukaryota; Fungi; Basidiomycota; Tremellomycetes; Tremellales; Cuniculitremaceae. Gene Ontology annotation, biological process: calcium ion transmembrane transport; intracellular calcium ion homeostasis. The coding region runs from base 365 to 2110 and encodes 581 amino acids. The transcript is spliced from 16 exons. Gene Ontology annotation, cellular component: fungal-type vacuole membrane.
CUUUUGCUACGACGACACUGGCAUCUCCUAUUCGAGUAGACAGACUCCAUAGCGACAAGGCUGAUCAUCCUUCCCAUUGGAAGUCCUCUCCGUUGGACAGCUCAUACCGUGGACUGUCUCAAGCACGGGCGAGACACACGACAAGACAAUCCCUUUCAACACUUCGGGGUUUCAACCUUCUUUUUUAACAUCUGUGUAUCAGCUGCGAUCGCACCACCACUUGACAGGUCAUAUUUGGAUACGGCGAAAGCAUCAGAGCCGCUCUGGUGCUAGGAGCACUCCUGUUGGACAGACCUGAAAAAGGACUCCAAUCGCUUCGGAAACAGUAAAUAGAUAAAGUCCUUGGAAACUGACCACAGGCAACAUGCCUCAGACGACCACAUCCCCUGCGUCAUCGCCACCGAUGGACUCUCAAUCCGAGAACACGUUUGACCGCCAUGCACCUCCCGACCGCAAAUCUGAUUCUGUCAACUCCAAAACAGAUGGACCACGUCGUCGAACGGGCCGAAACGUGACCGUCGAUCCAGCUAUUGCGGGGUCUAUACCUGGCUCCACACCUGGGAAUAAUGCCCGACAAAACACUUCGAGUUCUGCUAGAUCAGGUGCUUCAUCCAGAAGGGGGAGUAAUAAUGGAGAGCCAAGUGUUGGAAUCCUAAGGCGGAUGACGACGGGACUGUUGACGCCUGAUCGGAAGAUUGGCAAAGCACCGACUUAUGGGCAGAGUAUCAAGGCGGCGGUGACGAGUUCAUGGUUGAAUAUUCUUCUCGUCUUCAUCCCUAUCGGCUGGGCUCUUCAUUUUGUCAAAUCCGGGGGCAAUGAUAAAAUCUCGGACACCGCUGUGUUCUGCACGACCUUCAUCGCCAUCAUCCCCCUAGCCGGCCUCCUGGGCUUCGCAACUGAAGAAGCGGCACUUCGAAUGGGUCAGACACUUGGUGGAUUACUCAACGCCACGUUAGGAAACGCCGUCGAAUUGAUCGUCGCUAUUCUGGCUUUAAUCAAGUGUGAGCUUUCCGUCGUACAAUCGUCUCUCGUGGGCUCGAUCCUAUCCAACAUCCUCUUGGUUUUGGGCAUGUGCUUCUUUGCCGGUGGUGUGCGAUUCUCAGAACAAGCCAUCAAAUCGACUGCCGCGCAGCUCAACUCGUCAUUGUUGUUGAUCGCCGUCAUUGCUGUCCUGAUCCCAUCGGCAUUCCACUUCAGUAUCACUACGACCAAUAACGGCGAAGGCUACAGUCUCACCGAUGACACCGAAAGAACCGAUCUCUUGGCCAUGAGCCACGGAGUCGCGGUCUUGUUGUUAGUGCUGUACCUUGGCUACUUGACAUUCCAGAUGUGGACUCACGCACACUUUUACUCUGACGAACCAGUCUCCCAAUCUACGACAUACCCUCCUGAAGUCACCAAUAUCGGCGAAAAAUUGCACUUGCCACACCGCAAGAAGAAGCAUGACGAGGAAAAUCCUAUCUCUCCUACCGACAGCUCGAGCACGUCCCGAGAGGACCAUCCCAAUGCCGCCGUAGCACAGAGCGAAGCCAUCCAGGAAACAGACCCACAAGUGAGGCACGGCGAGGAUGAUGAGGAAGAACAGCAGCCGGAAAUGAACAUCGUCGUGACCAUUGCAGUCAUGGUUCUCGACACCGUCCUCGUUGGUGUCACAGCCGAAUUCCUCGUCGACAGUAUCAACGGUCUUGUCGCUUCGAAUCCGUCACUAUCCGCUGAAUGGGUCGGGUUGAUCCUCCUUCCCAUCGUUGGAAAUGCCGCGGAACAUUUCACAGCUGUAUCUGUCUCCGUCAAGGACAAGUUAGAUCUCUCAAUCUCAGUUGCGGUCGGCUCUUCGAUUCAAAUCGCUCUUUUUGUCAUUCCUGUAAUCGAGCUUCUCGCUUGGUGUAUCAGCAAGCCCCUGACCCUUCUAUUCGAUCCUUUCGAGUCCGUUGUCCUUUUCUUAUCCGUCUUGAUCGUGAACCAGACUCUGUCGGACGGUCGAUCAAACUGGAUGGAAGGCCUCGUGUUGAUGUUCCUCUACCUCAUCAUUGCCGUUUCGUUCUGGUACUAUCCCGGAUCCAACACGGCGUUCCUCGCAGGAUGUGCUUCAGGGGAAGGCGCAACUGGGUGAAUGCAGGGCUGAUCUUGAGACUGGGAAAGGAUGGAAUAUUUGUCUGUAUCUUAUCUGCUCGAGUCCCGAAAUACAUGAUUUUCCGACAGUAAUUGUGCAUCUUGAUGAGCCAUGAAGUGGACGAGAUUGACCUGCGCCAUGCCAUACAGGUACUGCCUUGCAGCGUUCUGGUGCAUUUAAAGAUGG